Solanum stenotomum is the source of this 795-nucleotide messenger RNA. RefSeq lists its product as uncharacterized. Bases 1 to 795 code for a protein of 264 amino acids. Lineage: Eukaryota; Viridiplantae; Streptophyta; Magnoliopsida; Solanales; Solanaceae. The transcript is spliced from 3 exons. The record is from RefSeq and is a predicted model, not a curated record. Gene Ontology annotation, molecular function: zinc ion binding; nucleic acid binding.
AUGCCUCCACGAAGAGCUGUCAAAAGUUGUCCCGCUAGAAGGAAUGUUGAAACACGGGAACAAAGGGUACCUAAUGCACCUGAAGUGCAACCCCAAGGAGAGGUCAAUAAUGCUGAGUUCUGGGAAGCUAUCCAGAUGUUGAUUCAAGCUAUGACCAAUCAAUUUGGACAAAGAGAAAAUCAACAGGAUUUGGCUGAUACUUCAAGGAUCUUUGCAUACCAAAUGAACGGUGUCGCUAGAAUCUGGUCUAAUCAGUGGAAAAAGAAUAGAUUUGAAGGUGCACCACUUGUGAGUUGGGUUUUGUUUGAGGAGGCCUUCUUGGGGCAUUUCUUUCCCCGUGAAUUGAAAGAAGCAAAAAAGAAACAGAACGGACCUGCUUCAUCAUCUGCUAGUGCACCUGCACCAAGGAACAUAGGUGAGUUCAAUCAUCAGAAUUUCAGAGCUAGACCUGCGCAUUCUCAAGAUAAUAUGGCACAAGAGGGUAAUAAAACUUUUGCAUGUGAUAAGUAUGGUAGGAGCCACUCAGGGGUGUGUCGUGAUGGCUCCACUGGUUGCUUUAAGUGUGGUCAGAACAGUCAUUUUAUGACAGUGUGUCCUAAGAACAGACAAAGAAAUGGUAAAGGGGUCAAUAAGGCCCAAUCUUCUUUAGUUGCUCCACCGGACAGAGUUGCAUCUAGAGGAGCUACUUCAGGGGCAGGUGGAGGAGGAAACUGCAUGUAUGUCAUCACUAAUAGCCAAGAACAAGAAAAUGCACUUAACGCUACAAAGCACAUUGUAGCUACACUUUGGCCAUAA